CCCCCUAGUUUGUGAGUGCCACUAAUAAGUCAGUCGUGUGAAAAUUUUGAAAUUAACAUUUUGCACAAUUAUCAUUCCAGAAAUAACAAAAUUGCCCGUAAUAACAACUAUACAAUAAAAUCUGCUCUAAAAGUGUUCAACGAUAGUAAAAGAGCUACAGUACAAAAAACAACGAACUAGAAGAACAAGGACAAAAUUUCUGACACCUUUUAGGUGUUGGAAAUUUUCUUGACCCGUUUUCCAAGGAAGGAGUACAUUGGAUAUUUGCUACACAACCACCUCGUCAUCAUGGAUUCAUUAAUUCCUAUUGUUAACAAGCUCCAGGAUGCCUUCACACAACUGGGCGUUCAUAUGCAGUUGGAUCUGCCACAGAUCGCUGUAGUUGGUGGCCAAUCGGCCGGUAAAAGUUCAGUAUUGGAAAAUUUUGUGGGCAAAGAUUUUUUGCCUCGAGGUUCGGGUAUUGUUACCAGGCGUCCCUUGAUUUUACAAUUGAUUAACGGCAUUACGGAAUAUGGAGAAUUUUUACAUUGUAAAGGUAAAAAAUUCACAAGUUUCGAUGAAGUACGCAAAGAGAUUGAAGAUGAAACCGAUCGUGUUACUGGCAGUAACAAGGGUAUUUCAAAUAUUCCCAUUAAUCUGCGUGUGCAUUCGCCACAUGUCCUCAAUUUGACAUUGAUCGAUUUGCCUGGUUUGACCAAAGUGGCCAUUGGUGAUCAACCCGCUGAUAUUGAGCAACAGAUCCGCAACAUGAUCCUACAGUUCAUACGGAAAGAGACAUGUUUGAUAUUGGCUGUUACUCCAGCCAAUACAGAUUUGGCCAAUUCGGACGCUUUGAAAUUGGCCAAAGAGGUCGAUCCUCAGGGUAUACGUACCAUUGGUGUCAUAACAAAACUCGAUUUGAUGGACGAGGGCACAGAUGCGCGUGAUAUUCUGGAGAAUAAACUUUUGCCCCUACGUCGUGGCUAUAUUGGUGUGGUGAAUCGUUCCCAAAAAGACAUUGAUGGGCGCAAAGACAUCCAUAUGGCGCUGGCUGCUGAACGAAAAUUCUUCUUAAGUCAUCCAUCUUAUCGGCAUAUUGCCGAUCGUUUGGGAACACCCUAUUUGCAGCGUGUACUAAACCAGCAACUGACAAACCACAUUCGAGAUACAUUACCUGGGCUCAGGGAUAAAUUGCAAAAACAAAUGUUGGCCUUGGAAAAGGAUGUGCAGGAGUUUAAACAUUUCCAACCCGGAGAUACUAGUAUUAAAACAAAAGCUAUGCUACAAAUGAUUCAACAAUUACAAUCGGACUUUGAACGUACCAUUGAAGGAUCGGGCUCAGCUUUGGUGAAUACCAAUGAAUUAUCGGGAGGUGCUAAGAUAAAUCGUAUAUUCCAUGAGCGUCUACGCUUUGAAAUUGUAAAGAUGGCAUGUGACGAAAAGGAGUUGCGGCGAGAAAUUUCAUUUGCUAUUCGCAACAUCCAUGGUAUUCGCGUGGGCCUGUUCACACCUGACAUGGCUUUUGAGGCCAUCGUGAAACGUCAAAUUGCACAAUUAAAAGAACCCGUCAUCAAAUGUGUCGAUCUAGUCGUGCAGGAAUUGUCCGCCGUUGUGCGUUUAUGCACGGAUAAAAUGUCACGUUAUCCUCGUUUAAGAGAAGAAACCGAACGUAUUAUCACCACUCACAUACGAGAACGUGAACAAUUGUGCAAAGAACAGAUAUUGUUGCUUAUUGACUUCGAAUUAGCUUACAUGAAUACCAAUCAUGAAGAUUUCAUUGGUUUUGCCAAUGCCCAAAACAAAUCUGAAAAUGCUAAUAAAACUGGUACACGUCAACUUGGCAACCAAGUGAUUCGCAAGGGUCACAUGGUUAUACAAAACCUGGGAAUCAUGAAAGGUGGUUCACGUCCAUACUGGUUCGUAUUGACUUCGGAAAGCAUUUCCUGGUACAAAGAUGAAGACGAAAAAGAAAAGAAAUACAUGUUGCCAUUGGACGGUCUAAAAUUGAGAGACAUUGAACAAGGUUUCAUGUCAAUGUCAAGACGUGUAACAUUUGCAUUGUUCAGUCCAGACGGGCGAAAUCUUUACAAGGAUUAUAAACAACUUGAAUUGUCUUGUGAAACAGUUGAAGAUGUUGAAUCAUGGAAAGCAUCUUUCUUGCGUGCCGGUGUGUAUCCCGAAAAACAAGAAACUCAGGAAAAUGGGGACGAGGAAGGACGAGAGCAGGCCAGUGUUGAGACAUCAACCGAUCCUCAGUUGGAACGUCAGGUGGAAACUAUUCGCAAUUUAGUAGAUUCCUAUAUGAAGAUUGUCACAAAGACUACAAGAGAUAUGGUACCUAAGUCCAUAAUGAUGUUGAUUAUUAACAAUACAAAAGAUUUCAUAAACGGUGAACUUUUGGCCCAUCUGUAUGCCUCAGGAGAUCAAUCACAAAUGAUGGAAGAAUCAGCCGAAGCUGCAAGCAAACGUGAAGAAAUGUUGCGCAUGUAUCAUGCUUGCAAAGAUGCUCUGAGAAUUAUUGGUGAUGUUUCCAUGGCCACUGUAUCGGCUCCCUUGCCACCACCAGUGAAAAAUGACUGGCUACCAAGUGGGUUGGAUAAUCCACGUUUAUCUCCACCCAGCCCAGGUGGUCCCCGCAAACCAACACCAGUAGCUCAGCCUGCUGCCGGUGGCCGAGGUCCACCACCACCACCUGCUACUGGUCGACCAGCACCAGCAAUACCAAACCGCCCAGGCGGCGGUGCUCCACCAUUGCCAGGUGGCCGACCUGGCGGGGCUCUUCCACCACCACUAUUACCAUCACGUGUUACCGGAGCCGUUGGUAGUGCUAUAACACAACAGACUGGCGCCAAUCGUUAUAUUCCCGAAAGUAUGCGUGGCCAGGUUAAUCAGGCCGUCGGUCAAGCUGCCGUGAAUGAAUUGUCGAAUGUUUUCGCCCAACGUUUCAAUCGACCUGUGCCCAAUGCACCACCAAAACUACCUGAUCGACCCUCUUAUUACGGCAACACUACGAAUGGCCGCCCUUUCUAAGAAGCUGCCGUCGGCCAGAAGUCAAAUUCAGGAUGGCUGAAGUGAUUGGCUUUCACCGAAAGUAUAUACAUAUAUAAAUAUUUCAUAUAUGAAAUAAAAACAACAAAGAAACAAAAUUAUACAAAAUAAUAAACACCCCCAACCACACAUCAUACAGAAUUACGCUUGCAAGGCGCUUUAAUGCAACAAAUAUAGAGAUGAUUAAUUUUAAAUUAAUUAAAAGAAACACUGAAUUAUAUUUAAAACAAUAUUUAUAGUUAUAAUACACAGAGUAUAUAAAAACCAAUAUUUAUAAGGCUUUUUUUGUAACAAAACGCUAACAUUAAACGCACCCACGAAACGCACAAGAAAACAACAUUUACUUUAUAAGAUGAUAAAACAAAUGAAAUUUUUCCAAAAAAAAAUAAUAAAUAAUUUACUGCUAAAAAUGUAACUCAGUACGUAAAGAUCAAAUCUUUAAAUUCUAUAUAUAUAUAUAUAUAUAGACACAUAUUUUUUUUAUAAUUUAAAGUGUUUUGUUUGUUUUUCCAAACUUUUAUAUUUGUACAUACAUAAAUGAAUGAUGAGGUUUCUACAAUAAAAAAGGAUAAAUCUAAUUUAAAAUGAAA
Molecule: messenger RNA, 3617 nt
Organism: Stomoxys calcitrans (stable fly)
Lineage: Eukaryota; Metazoa; Arthropoda; Insecta; Diptera; Muscidae
Gene: shi
Product: dynamin
Exons: 17
Coding region: 289-3009 (906 amino acids)
Biological process (GO): receptor-mediated endocytosis
Cellular component (GO): synapse; cytoplasm; microtubule
Molecular function (GO): microtubule binding; GTP binding; GTPase activity
Source: RefSeq, a predicted model, not a curated record